Molecule: messenger RNA, 162 nt
Organism: Cutaneotrichosporon oleaginosum
Lineage: Eukaryota; Fungi; Basidiomycota; Tremellomycetes; Trichosporonales; Trichosporonaceae
Source: RefSeq, a predicted model, not a curated record
UACCCCCCCCCCCCUUCAAAAUGCCGCCUGCCUACCCCGGCUACUCUGCCUGCCUACCAUAACCACCUGCCUACUACCCCGCCUGCCUACCCAACCUGCCUACUCACCUGCCUACCUACCUGCCGACCCACCUGCCAAAUGCCUGCAUUGCCUGCCAAUUGA